This is a messenger RNA of Styela clava, 2747 nucleotides long. RefSeq lists its product as uncharacterized. Lineage: Eukaryota; Metazoa; Chordata; Ascidiacea; Stolidobranchia; Styelidae. The record is from RefSeq and is a predicted model, not a curated record.
UUCAAUGGGGCACACGGCAAGUCGUAAUCAAAAUAGUGCUCAAUAUAGAAAGAAAAAACAGUGGAAAAAUCAGAAUGCUGCUUCUAAAUGGGCAGAAGAAGAUCUCGGACGGAAGGUCAGCGCUCUUCUGGAAUCGAAUGCCCACAGAAGAGAUGCAGUUAUUCUUCCCACGACAAGUGAAAUGAUUCAGUCUUACCAGGCAUCUAGAAGAGGCUCAGCUGCUCCAUCGGAAAAUAACUGGGUGAAGUUGUCUUUUAACGGAGAGAAAGAUCAUCUCAAUUGGCUGAAGGAUCAGCAAAGAAUAGAAGCGAUGACAAAUUUAAAUCAUGACGAUGAUACGCACUUGAGAAUAUAUCACGAUCAUAGUUCUUCAGUGUCUCCGUCGCACUCGAUUGAUAACAGAUGGACAAAUUCAAAGUAUCCUAAACCAAGACCAAAAGUGAUUAUGAAUUGGUUGCGUGAUCUCGAAAUCCUCAUAUCUGACGACGAAACUGAAGAAAAGGAAGAAGAACAAUCCCCCAUUUUCCGAAAUCGAAGUAUUCCCUUAGAAGAAGAACCAGAUCAGGAUAUAAUGGUUUCCACAGACAUACCGAUACCGAUUAAUUAUACAGAACGUAUUGUUCAACGGAACAGUAUCAUUGGGGUUGAUCGACAGAGCAGUGACCGUUCUACUAACGUCAAAUCGGAACAUGGAAAACUGGAUUUGACAACAAGUGCAGGUAUUGAGCCAUCAUAUUUAAUGGGUGCUGCAUCGAGUAUAAAAGUACUACCAACGUUACCACGAAAAUACAGAAAGAAUGAUGAUAGCACAGAAGAAGAUAGUUCAUCAAAAAAGCCAAGUCGUAGAACCAGUAAGAACGAUUCGGAAAGUCAAAAAGCGAGUUCGUCUUCAAGCGUGUCAUCAGAAAGUAUCACCACGUCGAGUGUUCACGCAAGUGAAGAAGAAGACGGCUAUUCUCCUCCGUGGGAAAACAAUGAUGAGUAUGAAAAAAAUAAAGGCGUUCUUACUAGGUUGAAGGCAAAGGGUUUGAAAAGCAGUUCGUUCACGGGCUUUGGUCAACGAGACUUUGGACUGUCUUCUUCUCGAUAUGAUGCGGAAUAUCGAAAACUUAGAGUGCGUAACGACAUGAACUUUAGAAAAGCUUUACAAAAUUCGGUUACACCAUCCGCACGCGAAGAAAGGCGACGAUAUACAAAAAGGCGACAAUAUAAACCAAUGUUUUGGAGCAGUCAGUUAAAUAAUUUUUCACUGUCUUCCCCUAUUGGGCGUACAAAAUAUGAUCCUGCAGAUUCUGCGUACGACAGAUAUGGACGGUACGUUCCGAGCCGUUCAAGAAUAAAAAAAUCGAGACGCAAAUUAACGCCACCAUCUACGUACGGAUUUGAUCCUUAUACGGAUGCAGAUUUGUCAGAAGAAAGACAUAUUCGAAUUGGCGAACUCGGUCGUCGUGAAAGACAUAAUUCAAGAAACACUUCUGGUAUAUAUUACCAUCCAUCCGUCUCGGACAGUGACACUACGAGCGUUUCCAGCUCCGAUGACGAGUUGUAUGCGCAGUUACCACAUUCUUCAAGGAUUUGGAGAGGAGAUGAUCAGAUGGUGUCCAACCUCCCCACGGUACGCCGACAGAAUAAUAAACCGACGUAUUGGCAUGAACCUAAUAACUCGUACUACCAUGGAUCAAGGUAUCAACUAUCACAUCAAACAGCAGGUGAUAUACCUACAAGGAAACGCAUUGAAGGACGGAAAAAACAUUCGUCUGCAAAUUCACCCAACGGCCCGUCUAUACCUCGUUUGCGUGAAAAGCACUUCUUUGAAAGAAGUUUUGGAAAUACCUCAAGAAUGGACCAGUUUGUCACACGAUAUUCAGGACCGCAGCAGUCAUCACAGCUGGCAAGGGAAGUGAUUAAAUCUAACGGGAACUCAUCUCUAAAUAGGCGCCAUCUGCAACAUCGUUUGACUACUAGCAGUCUUUCCGACAUAGAUCCAGCAUUAGAAACCAAAAUGAACACUAUGGUUCGAGAUAUGGUGUACGGCAGUUUAGAAAAACGAAAACCAAGACCAAACAGGGGAAGCAUAUCCUCUGGCAAAGUAGAUUUAUUUGAAGGGAAUUCGGAUCAUAGCAACAAGAAUAGAGCCGUAGGUGCUAUUCACGAAAGGGUUGCAUCCGCCCUUGCAUCCGUUCUCAUGUCAAAGUCAUUUCCAAAUUCCAAUAUUAGCGAGAAACGCUGAACAUAUUAAAAAAAGAAAAAUACAUCUGUCAAUGCCUUAAAACGUAAUUUAACUUUUUUUUUCCGUUUUAGGAUUUUUUUUAUAUACAAAUCUUGUUCCAUUUGUACAUCAAACCUUGAUGCAUGUCUGAGGUGCUUGGAGAUUAACAUGCCGUAUCAAAUGACUUGUUUUGUGGUAUUUUUAUCUUUGGGAUACUUGGAGAAAAACCUCAUCGGAGCAGUCUCAUAACAUGGUGGAAAAAACACUGUAUUUCAAACCAACGUUAAUAACAAAUUUUCUAUCUUUAAUAUACACCGGAUUCAAAUCGCGGGUGGGGCACAUUCGGACACUCCCCUUGUGCACAAUGGGGCAAUCUAUGACGAAAUAUCCCGUUAAAAUUAGCAACAAAUCAGUAUCUAAAAAAACUGUGAGACUCCGAUUUUGGAGAUUUAGUAUUUUCGAAAGCCAAAAUAUUUCAGAUCUUUUCCAAUAAAUUAUUAAUACAAAAUUUCCGCAUUGACAACAUAAAACCACUUUG